UAUAUUUAAAGUAACCUGUCAUUCUUAUCUCUCUAAUCUCUUUUUUGUGCUCAAAAUCGAUUCUUUAUUUCUUGUAACUUCGUAAUCUAUUAACAUGUGGAGAUGCUACUGAGAUUUCGAGACAUAAAAUUCUAUAUUCCUACUUUGCCUUGGGCGUAGAUUGCGGUGGUCUAAAAAGGUACUCCAUCUUCAAAACCUACUAACUUUUAUUCAUAUUCCAUUCCAAUAACAGUAAAUCCCUUCUAAAACCCCUUCAUUCCUCACCCAAAAAAAAAUGAAAAACAUUCAAGUACCAAGCAAAAUCCCAUCUUGCCAUAGCAUCAAAAAUCUUAUUCUAGUCUCUUGUUUUAUUUGCAUAAUCUAUUUUCUAUAUCCCAUAAUUCUUGCCCCAAAUUAUACUAAUUCUCUUCAUACCUCAGUUUCAUCACAAGAACAUGAUUUAUCAUCACCAACCACACUUCAACAUGUUGUUUUUGGUAUUGCCUCAAAUGAGAAAUCAUGGUCUAAGAGAAAAGAACUUGUUAAACUAUGGUACAAAUCAAAUGAAAUGAAGGGUUGUGUGUUUCUUGAAAAAAUGCCUAAUAGUAGUACAAAUGAUUCUCUUUUGCUCCCUCCAAUUUGCAUUUCUGAGGAUAUUUCAAGAUUCCCAUAUACAAAUAAAGGUGGGAAUCCUUCGGCUAUUAGAGUGGCACGUGUGGUCUCAGAGACAGUAGCACUUAACCAUUCAAAUGUUAGGUGGUUUGUUUUUGGAGAUGAUGACACAAUUUUUUUCCCAGAAAAUUUGGUGAAAACAUUAUCUAAAUAUGACCAUGGACUUUGGUAUUAUAUUGGGUCAAAUUCAGAAAGUUUUAUACAGAACAAGUUUUUCUCCUUUGAAAUGGCUUUUGGUGGUGCUGGUUUUGCUAUAAGUUAUCCGCUGGCAAAAGUUUUGGCUAAAGUAUUUGAUUCAUGUAUAGAGAGAUAUCCACACCUUUAUGGAAGUGAUGGUAGAAUUCAUGCUUGUUUGACAGAGCUUGGUGUUACUUUAACACAUGAGCCCGGUUUCCAUCAGAUGGAUUUUCAUGGAAAUGUGUUUGGAUUAUUGGCUGCACAUUCCAUUAGACCUUUGGUAUCUCUGCAUCAUAUGGAGAUAAUUGAUCCCAUAUUCCCUAAUAUGACAAGAAUGAAGGCACUGGAGCAUUUGUACCAGGCUGCAAGUUUCGAUCCUCAACGAAUUUUGCAGCAAACAGUAUGUUAUGAUCGUCGAUUUUCUUGGACAGUGUCAGUGUCUUGGGGAUAUGCUGUUCAAGUUUUUGCACAUAAUGUGUUUUUGCCGGAUGCUCAGCGUGUACAAGAGAGUUACUUUCCCUGGAAAAAGAAUGCUUAUGGUACACUAUAUGAAUAUAAUACAAGGAAAUUUGAGUCUGAUCCAUGUAAAAAGCAGAUUGUUUAUUUCUUGGACAAUGUAUCUUCAAGCAUGGAUGAAAUCAAGACCAUUUACAAGAAGAAAACUACCUCCGAGAAUUGCACAUUCGGCAAGAAUUCACCUCGAAAACUAGAAGAAAUCAGAGUUUUUUCGCACAAGUUGGACCUUGACACAAAUCAGUUGCUAGCACCAAGAAGACAUUGUUGUGAUGUAUUGCCUUCUACAUCUGGUAAAGUGAUGGAAAUAGGAAUAAGAGAAUGCAAAGAAGAUGAACUUAUUUACAUGCACAAGUAGUGCUCUAUCUUCCUCUACAUUCAGCAUUGCAGAAGGAAUUCCGCUCACCGCGAAAUUUGUAUCUGAAAGAACCACUUAGUUGUGAUUUUUUUCAAUGGCAAAUCGGUGACUGAAAGAAAGUUUGGAGCACAAGAAAGUUUUAUACCGAUCCAGCAACAUGCCUCUGUAUUUUUUGAAGGCUAAUUUGCUUUUUGAGCGGAGAAGUUCAAUUUCAUUGCUUGUGACUAAAUUUAGCUGCAGAAGAUACAGAGGGAGUUCAGAGUUAGUUCAAUGGGGAAGUCUUCGUUUUCAGAAUUGCUAUUG
This is a messenger RNA of Nicotiana tabacum (common tobacco), 2002 nucleotides long. RefSeq lists its product as uncharacterized. NCBI's taxonomy places the organism in Eukaryota, Viridiplantae, Streptophyta, Magnoliopsida, Solanales, Solanaceae. The record is from RefSeq and is a predicted model, not a curated record.